Molecule: messenger RNA, 3975 nt
Organism: Hippocampus zosterae (dwarf seahorse)
Lineage: Eukaryota; Metazoa; Chordata; Actinopteri; Syngnathiformes; Syngnathidae
Gene: errfi1a
Product: ERBB receptor feedback inhibitor 1a
Exons: 5
Coding region: 399-1715 (438 amino acids)
Biological process (GO): regulation of keratinocyte differentiation; negative regulation of epidermal growth factor receptor signaling pathway
Cellular component (GO): extrinsic component of cytoplasmic side of plasma membrane
Source: RefSeq, a predicted model, not a curated record
AUAAAUAAAAUAAAAGGACGUGUGCGCCUUUAAGGGUGAGCGUGCGACAGUGGGGAGGGCCAGGGCGUCUCUUGACUGGAGCUCCUGCCUGACAGCCUAUAAGACGUCAGCUCGUUCCCAUUCAACACUUUAUCCAAAAGUGUCACAAUCUGUACGGGUGGAGGGAGGGGUGGGGGGGAGCGUCAGCCAUUCGUAGUCAUCUACUGGUUCCCCGAUGUUAACUCCAAAUUAUCUGUACGUUGCAAACCCACCGGAGCCAUUUUAGGAGCCCGAAAAGGAGUUUUAUCGGAGCAUUACAAAAGGGCGCCUUUUCGGGUGUGGGGCGAUCUUGGAGCAGUUUUUCUUGGUACAAAAGUGUCAGUCAGCCGGGCCGACGAUCCGAGAGUUUCCUGGCUUUGAUGCGACCCGAGUGUGCCUGGAGCAUGUCCACAGUGGGCCUGACUGCCCAGGAGACAUCUUUUCCCGUAGAACACCCCUUCCUGCGGGGCAGCUACUAUCACAGCAUGGCUGGAUCAAAGUCAUCGUGGAGCUAUACCCACGACCUGGACAACUUCUACUUCACAAUGAAAUCAGAACACACAGAUCACAGCUCUCAUCGCCAGCACAAGAGUCCGCCAUCGCUAAGUUACGAAAGGCAUAAACACAGUUCCAGCAUCCUGAAAUUACCUCUCAAGAAGCUUCGGCCUUCCCAUCUUUCCCUGUCCUGUAGCGCUGAACCAUCCACGCCGAGUCCGGGCGAUGACGACCAGGUGGUCUCCUCAUUCCAACAUCUCUCGAUGUACGAGUGCAGCAGUCCGCCGCAGACUCCGGACAGGUGCUCCAAGCCUCUGCCGCCCAUCCCGCUGCGUCGUGACAUCUCAUCCGAGCAGGCCAUGGACAACGAGGUGGAGUCCUUCACCAGCACGGAUGAGAGCUGCUGCCUGGUGUCGGAUCAGUGUUCCAAACCCUCUCCUUUUCGGACCGGACUCCCCAGUCGGAGAAGCUUAAGGGACUGCGGACAGAUUAACCACGCUUACUAUGACGGGCCUUUAAGUCCGAGGCAACCCCAACCUCAGCAGCUUCCCGUGCAUCGCCCCCAGCAGAAGGAAAUGCAAGAUCAUCGGCUUCAGGAACUACCAGCGGUUUGCCAACGGCAGCGGGACAAAACUCAAAAGAAACUACAUCGUUCUAAGUCCGGACCAGCCGGAUCUUUAAACAACCCUUGCCAACUGCGCUCCAAAUACUCCGCCCUCAACACAGGUCACAAAAUGGAGGUUCCUCCACCGAUUCCGCCGCGACCAACCAAGAUGUCAGGUCCCGCACACUCUCAGAGAGACACCCGCCGCUGGUCAGCAGAAGUGUCAUACAGCGAUGAGGACAAACCCCCAAAGCUGCCUCCGAGGGACCCCUUGUCCUUGGGCACCUCCCGCACUCCUAGCCCCAAGAGCCUCCCGACAUACAUCAACGGCGUGAUGCCCACCACCCAAAGCUUUGCACCGGACCCUAAAUAUGUCAGUCGGGGUUUACAGAGACAGAACAGCGAGGGAUCGCCGUGCAUCCUGCCUAUCGUGGACAAAGAGGGAAAAAAGGCCAGUAGUACACAUUACUACCUUCUGCCUCACCGACCCACCUUUGUGGACUCCAAGUCCGUUGAAAAAUUCCUACAGACGUUGGACAGCCCGGACUCGGAAUGGGACUGCCACACCAGGCGGAAAGCGCCCGUGGAUCUAGUUUAAGGAUUCUCGCCAACUGCUGCUUUUUAGUUUUGAGCCCGUUAGGUAUUGAAGGACAUAGGGUACGAGUGCACUGUAUCCAGUUACUGCUGACGCGGCUCACCACGGGGUUGCGUUCAACAACUUUGAAAGAUUCUACAGUCCGGAAGGUGCAAGCGGGUCUUGAACCAUGUCACUCUCAGUGUUUUGCGUCCGGAUGGUUGACUGUGAUGGGUAGGGGCUUUUUUUUCCUUAUUUAAUUGUAUUUUUUUUUUAAUGCUGCUUUUUAUCUCAACCGGGACAAAAGGUCAGUAAUGUAACCACGUGACACUUACUAGGGAUGGGCAUAAUAAUCGAUUUCUCGCUCAUGAGGUAAAAUGAAUCACGUCUCGAAGCAAGUGAGGCAAAAAUAGAGUGCGCUACUCCAAACAUAAGGAAAUUGAAAAAAAAAUAUUCAAUGUAUUGCACAGAAAUAAAAAUUGAAUAAUUUAGGUUCAAACAGCAAUAACAAAAUAAUAUAUAUCUACCUAACAGUUUAAUACAACUGAAGAGUACUUAGAAAUGUUCUGUACUGAAUUAAAAAAAAAGGUUUAUGCCACUGUAACUUCAUGCACUGUUUGAAUAUUUAAUUCAGUUAUUUGGACAAAGUAUGGAUGGAUCGAAUUAUUUAUAUACCACUAAGGGAAGUCUGCGAAAUUACUGUCGUAAACAAUAUGACACUAACAUGGAACAAGGAGUUCAGAACAUUCAUUUAUUUGUGUGGCGGGGAGAAAAGGUACAUUUUCCCCCCAUUGUUGAUCAAUAAAAUUGAGCCCAUCCCUAAAAUCUGAAGUUAUUUUAGGGUCAGAUGAAGGAUUUUAGCACACGAGUAUCUACUGUAUGUUUGGGUAUGAUUAUCAUCAUAUACAGGUAUAUAUUUUUUUGUUUUUGCUGAUGUUUUGUUUUUGUUGUUUUUCCCAACUUGCCCGUAGCUUCGCAUGAAAGUCAAGUGCAGUUUCUGUAGCCUCAAAAAAAGCCAUAUCACAUCCGUAACAGAACUCUUCCUGGUUCAUCUGCCACCUUUGCUUUGUUUUUUUGGGGGGGGGGGGCAUGUGCAACCCAGCGAACGUGGGUUAUGUGGCCAUAACUGCGCUUUCACAUAAAAAAAUAGUUUUCGAAUGAGAGUGUCAGAUGUUAAAACUCAGCACCACCAUGUCCCACCAUUCAGGCUUAAAUUAUUUACAGUGGCUCUAAAAAGUCUACACACCCCUGUUCAAGUGCUAAAUUUUUGUCCAAAAAAAAAAAUAAAAAGAAUUCAAAGCUGUGGCUACUGGCAAAACAAUUGAAAAGAAGAAUUUUUUUUUAGAGAGGAGAAGUAAAAAAUAAACUGAAAUGUAUUUGCACAAGUGUGCACACACUCUUAUACCUGGAGAUGUGGCUGCGGUAAAAAUGAUCUCCCACCUUUUUGAAGUGCCUAAAGCAGAAGCUUGAACAUUUUUAUGCUCACACUGACCGCUGAUUGAAACGGUUUAUAACUACCUACACCUCGAUUAAGGCCCCAGUUCCAUCCAAAGAAAUUAUUUAUCUUGGUCUCAUUAAAAAACUAAAUUUGAAUUGGGUGUUUAGACUUUUAAUAUGCACUCCACAUUGGCCCUUUUAUGGUUCUGAUACUACCUCCAAAAGGCAAAAAAAAUGUUCAAAUUGACUCCAACCACCCAUUACAGCCAGUGUCCGUCAUCCUGAGUGUCGUUUGCGUGGGUGUUUUUUUCCACGAUCAUAUUUGUUACUGCGUUUUUUUUUUGGGGGGGUGGGGGGGUGGGGGUUGCAUUUGGAGGUUGCACAGAGAGCGUCGCCUUGAAGCUGGACAUACACUGUAAAAUAAAGGCACAUGCAACGCAGUUACGAAAAGCACAUUGUUAGCGUUGUUUUUAGCAUUAGCAUUCCUUGCCCACCUAUGGCGCAAAAUGCCUUUUCCUGAUUUGUUUUAAUGGUCGGCAACAGUAAUAAAGCCACUGACAGACACCGCAGGGCUUAAGCGGUACAAAUGAACCCUAUCAAUUGUUUACUUUGACGUUCUAUUGCGGGCACUUAACUCAGUGUGAAAGUUGCAAUUUCAAAUUAACAUUUUAUAUAGUGUAUGCCCAGCUUUAGUGAAUGUAUUCUUACUGAAAUUCUUUUUUUUUAUAUUUAGCUGUCAAGCUGUGAGUCAUUGUUUGGAACACAUUUGCUACCUCCCUCGAUACGAAUCCUCCAUUUCACAUUGUCCGCUUUUUGGGGGGAUGAUCUUAUCUUCUUCUUUUUUUUU